AUGCAGUGGCAUUACUUUCUUUCAUUGCUCCUCUGCGUUGGUGUGUAUGGCUUCCCGUCAUACCUCGAGGGCCCUGUCGCAAAGGUCGUUUCUGCAAGACUCUCGGGGAAAGUGAACGAUGCAGUUCGAAGUCAUGAUAAGAGACUUGCGCUUGGUCUCGCGAGCAAGCCUAUCAAGGUAACUGGCGAGCACGAAUUCAUCCCGCCCAACUUUGAGAAGGGUGAUCAACGAGGUCCUUGUCCUGGUCUCAAUGCGCUGGCGAACCAUGGAUAUAUCAGCCGUAAGGGCGUUACAAGCCUCGUCGAGGUAGCGGGUGCUAUCAAUCAAGUCUACGGAAUGGGAGUAGACCUGGCCACCAUUCUGGCAACAAUGGGUACGGUCUUUGUCGGAAACCCUCUGUCUCUCAACCCAGGCUUCUCCAUCGGUAACACCGCGAGUGGCUCGCAAAAUAUUCUGGGUAACCUCUUCGGGCUGUUGGGGACACCACGGGGUCUGAACGGUUCACACAACAUCAUCGAAGGUGAUUCGUCCAACACACGGGAUGACUUGUACGUCACUGGAGAUGCGUCUACCAUGGACAUGAGGCUCUUUCAGUCGCUCUACGACUCGGCUUCUAAGGAGGGUACUUAUGACUUUGACGCUUUUGCAAAGCGAGCCAAGACCCGAUUCCAUGAGACUGUUGCUACGAAUCCUAACUUUUACUAUGGGCCUUUCACGGGGAUGAUUGCGCGAAAUGCGGGGUACUUCUUUGCUUGUCGGAUGCUGUCGAACCAUACUGUUGGAAGCACGGAGGACAUCAUGGACCUUGGAACACUGAAGAGCUUCUUUGCUGUUCAAGAGAAAGAUGGAAAGCUUGUGUAUAAACGUGGCUGGGAGAGAAUCCCCGAGAACUGGUACCGUAGGUCCGUUGACUAUGGCCUCAUCAGUCUCAACUUGGAUCUCCUCAACUUGAUCACCAAGUACCCUGAGCUCGGAAGCAUCGGAGGUAACAUGGGAGAAGUCAACAGCUACGCUGGCGUUGACGUAAGCAACAUCACCGGCGGAGUCCUGAACCUCACCAAGCUUCUCGAGGGCAACAACCUGCUCUGCUUCGUCUUCGAGAUCGUCAAGACCGUUGCACCAAACUCUCUCUCGACUCUGUUCUCUAUCAUCGCAACUCCCCUCGAACUCAUCACUGAUGCUCUUGGAUCUGCAGUCUUGAACCUCGCUUGUCCAGCCUUCAAGGACUUAACCGUUAGUGGACAGAGUUUUGAGGAUGGAAUUAAGGACAAGUUCCCUGGUGCCAGCCUGGGUUCAUCUGUUAUCUAA
Molecule: messenger RNA, 1308 nt
Organism: Fusarium subglutinans
Lineage: Eukaryota; Fungi; Ascomycota; Sordariomycetes; Hypocreales; Nectriaceae
Product: oxidase
Exons: 3
Coding region: 1-1308 (435 amino acids)
Molecular function (GO): peroxidase activity
Source: RefSeq, a predicted model, not a curated record